AUCCAGGAUUUAGGGGUUAAGGGAGGUUAUGGGCUGUUGUAGACCGUUGUAGACGGUGUGUGUGUGUGUGUGUGUGUGACGUAUUUUAACGUGCAGUCGAAGUUCGCAGUUGUAGUAUUCUGUAUAUAUAAGUUUUUUAAAGGGUAUACCAUUCUGACUUUUAAAACAUCCAUGAAAGAAAUUUCCCAGUCAGUUAAGUGUUAGAAUUUAAGCCUCCAAAUAGUGAUAACGUUGUAGUUAUAGAGUAGUGUACAUUGUGUCAGAAGAUAUACCAGCAUGUUUACUUGGCCUGUAGUCUGAGUCGUAAGAUAGAAUUGUGAAAAUUUUAAUGUAUUUUGCAAUACAUAUCAAUUUGGACCAACAAGAGUGUAUUUUUUGAGAAUGAAUUGGACACCUUAUGCCCAAGUUUAUGAUCCACUGAAAGUAGGAAGUAUAGAUGGUACGGAUCCUGAUCCACAUGACAAAGCAAUUAUACGAGCAUUAAAUUCAGAGUAUAUACCAGAUAAGAAUAUCAAAGGGAAGUCAGAAUGUACAAUUUUUGUUGCCAGGCUUUAUAGACAAACAAAAGAAGACACCAUCAUGCAUGAGUUUUCCAAGUAUGGUCGUAUCCGAAGAUUUCGGCUUGUUAGAGACAUAGUGACUGGUUCUUCUAAAGGUUAUGCAUUUAUUCAGUAUGAAAAGAAAGAUGCAGCAAACCAAGCUUACCAGUAUGCAAAUAAUUUAAUAAUUGAUGGAAGGAGGAUUUUUGUUGAUUUUGAAUGUGAGAGGAAACUUUCUGGAUGGAAACCUCGACGAUUAGGAGGUGGAUUUGGUGGUAAGAAAGAAUCAGGACAGCUGCGUUUUGGUGGAAGAGAUCGGCCUUUCAGAAAGCCUCUGCCUGUUCCUGUAUCAAAAAAUAAAAUGCGUGACCAGAAAAACAAGGAUUAAGUGAAUAAAGAAGAACAGCUAUAAAAAGCAAGAAAUGCCUUUGACAUGUUUCAUCUGAGCUGUAGAGAGACAACAUAUUAUUAUUCAUCAUGAAGAUGAAUAUUUGUGGAAGCUUUCACUGUACAGAGGAAAAUAAGUCAUGAAAUACAGCCAUGAUCUAUCUGUACUGCCGUGCCUCAAACAUAUGGGAGAAUGCAGAGAUUGUCAUGUAAAGCCAUGAAUGAGAGGUCUGUAAUUCUUAAUACUUUGUAUGGCCAGUGCCAUUUAAAUGCCCGUUUCUCCUCCAAAUGGUUUCAAGAGGCACAGAAAUUUCAUAAAUUCUAGUUUAUAAAUUGUAAGAUGUUUGCAUAUGUAAGGAAAAUGUUGCACUGACAUGCAGAAUAAAAAAUUAAGGUAUUCAAAUUCUAGUA
Molecule: messenger RNA, 1337 nt
Organism: Cryptotermes secundus
Lineage: Eukaryota; Metazoa; Arthropoda; Insecta; Blattodea; Kalotermitidae
Product: U11/U12 small nuclear ribonucleoprotein 35 kDa protein
Exons: 5
Coding region: 382-927 (181 amino acids)
Biological process (GO): mRNA splicing, via spliceosome
Cellular component (GO): U12-type spliceosomal complex; precatalytic spliceosome
Molecular function (GO): mRNA binding; snRNA binding
Source: RefSeq, a predicted model, not a curated record